Messenger RNA from Octopus sinensis (East Asian common octopus), 923 nucleotides. RefSeq names its product S-crystallin 3-like. Gene Ontology annotation, molecular function: glutathione transferase activity. Lineage: Eukaryota; Metazoa; Mollusca; Cephalopoda; Octopoda; Octopodidae. The record is from RefSeq and is a predicted model, not a curated record. Gene Ontology annotation, biological process: glutathione metabolic process. The transcript has 4 exons. Bases 312 to 923 code for a protein of 203 amino acids.
CACGUUGGAUUCUCUCUGAAAUAACAACGCCAAACUUGUUCUGGGUCAAAGAGAAAUGGACCCCAAACAAACAACUAUAACAAAGGCAACAACCACAACAAAGACAACAACCACAACAACAGUAACGACAAUACCAUCAACAACAAUAAAAUUACCAACAACAGAAGUACCAGCGAAGAAGACAAUAGCCACCGCAUUAGCUGAAGUAACACGGACAACGACGGCAUAUUACCACGUCCAGCACCAACAAAAAUAACCAUUGUAAAGAGAACAACAAGAAAACAAAAGAAGGCAACAUUAAUAAGACGAUAAUGCCGACUUAUAAUUUGUUCUAUUUUAAUGGUCGUGGUCGUGCAGAAAUUUGUCGAAUUCUGUUUGCAGCCGCCGGUGUCCAUUAUACCGACCGAAGGAUUAAAAUCUCAGAAUGGAACCGUUUCAAAAACAAGAUGAAUUUCUCAAUACUUCCCGUUCUACAGAUUGAUGGCGAGACACAAAUUCCUCAAAGUAUGGCCAUUGCUAGGUACCUUGCUAGGGAAUUUGGUUUCCACGGCAAGAACAACGUCGAUAUGGCUAGAAUAGAAAGCAUCUGUGACUGUCUCAAUGAUAUCUUGGACGAUUACCUGCAGUUGUAUUAUGAGAAAAAUUUCAGCAAAAAGGUAACUGCUUUCUCGUUUCAUUUUCUUCUGUUUAAUAUUUUAAAACCAUUUAUUCGUCCCUCAAAGAAACUCCAGUCAAACAAAUUUCAUCUGGCUACAGUCAACGUUUGUCGUCUAGACGAAACGUUUGUUCGAGGCGUUUACCGUAGCCUACGGUGCUAUAAGCAACACCGUGAAGAAUAUAUAUCUCUUAUGGUAAAAAGGUGUCGCCAUAUAUUAGGAAUCCCAGACAUUGAUGUUUCAAGCUUCGAUGUCUGGGAUUCUUAA